GGCAGCUCCCGCGGCGAGCGGGUGGGUGAGCGGGCACGCUGGUCACCCCUUUUCUCUUUCCGCCGGAGUUGAAUCUGUGCUGCCCGUGUCCAGGUGCUGGGCUUCCGGACCGACACCGACCCCGCGUUCCCGCCCGCAGCCGCCUUGUCAUGCUGCCCAAAGUGGAGACGGAAGCUCCGGGACUGACCCGAUCGCAUGGGGAACAGGGGCAGAUGCCGGAAAACAUGCAAGUGUCUCAGUUUAAAAUGGUGAAUUACUCCUAUGAUGAAGAUCUCGAAGAGCUAUGUCCUGUGUGUGGCGAUAAAGUAUCCGGGUACCAUUACGGUCUCCUCACCUGUGAAAGCUGCAAGGGGUUUUUUAAACGAACAGUCCAGAACAAUAAAAGGUACACAUGUAUAGAAAACCAGAACUGCCAAAUUGACAAAACACAGAGAAAACGUUGUCCUUACUGUCGAUUCCAAAAAUGUCUAAGUGUUGGAAUGAAGCUAGAAGCCGUAAGAGCUGACCGCAUGCGAGGAGGCAGAAAUAAGUUUGGGCCAAUGUACAAGAGGGACAGAGCCCUCAAGCAACAGAAGAAAGCUCUCAUCCGAGCCAAUGGACUUAAGUUGGAAGCCAUGUCUCAGGUGAUCCAGGCGAUGCCCUCAGACCUGACCAUCUCCUCUGCAAUUCAGAACAUUCACUCUGCCUCUAAAGGCCUACCUCUGAACCAUGCUGCCUUGCCUCCCACAGACUACGACAGAAGUCCCUUUGUUACAUCUCCAAUUAGUAUGACUAUGCCACCUCAUGGCAGCCUGCAAGGUUACCAACCAUAUGGCCACUUUCCUAGCCGGGCCAUCAAGUCCGAGUACCCAGAUCCCUACACCAGCUCACCUGAGUCCAUGAUGGGCUACUCCUACAUGGAUGCUUAUCAGACAAGCUCCCCAGCCAGCAUCCCACACCUGAUACUGGAACUUUUGAAGUGUGAGCCAGACGAGCCUCGGAUUCAAGGGAGGAUCUCGGCUCAAUUGCAGGAAGAGCAGGUGAAGAACAGGCAUGAAAAGCUGAACACAUUUGGGCUCAUGUGCAAAAUGGCCGACCAGACCCUCUUCUCCAUUGUUGAGUGGGCCAGGAGCAGUAUCUUCUUCAGAGAACUAAAGCUCAAGUGCAAUCCCCCCGGCCCCCCGGCCCCCCGGCCCCCGCCCCCCGGCCCCCGGCCCCCGGCCCCCGGCCCCCGGCCCCCGGCCCCCGGCCCCCGGCCCCCGGCCCCCCGCCCCCGGCCCCCGGCCCCCCGCCCCCGGCCCCCGGCCCCCGGCCCCCGGCCCCCGGCCCCCCGGCCCCCCGGCCCCCACGGCCCCCAGAGAUUUCGCCUGGCUUUUGAGAGCCAAAGCUCAUAA
Messenger RNA from Phodopus roborovskii (desert hamster), 1373 nucleotides. Its product is annotated as nuclear receptor subfamily 5 group A member 2. Gene Ontology annotation, biological process: tissue development; regulation of transcription by RNA polymerase II; hormone-mediated signaling pathway. Gene Ontology annotation, molecular function: RNA polymerase II cis-regulatory region sequence-specific DNA binding; nuclear receptor activity; zinc ion binding. NCBI's taxonomy places the organism in Eukaryota, Metazoa, Chordata, Mammalia, Rodentia, Cricetidae. The transcript has 5 exons. Gene Ontology annotation, cellular component: RNA polymerase II transcription regulator complex. The record is from RefSeq and is a predicted model, not a curated record. Bases 150 to 1373 code for a protein of 407 amino acids.